UAACUUUCGAUACCAGGCAUCGAUGUUUGAAUUCGUACUUGCAUUUGUACAUCACCGCAAAAUAUAAACAAUUUACUUCAUAUUGCACUUUACAGUCUCGAAAACAUGAUUAAGUGGAACAACAUCAAUAAACUAGCGCAAAAUAUGGUCGCCGCAAGGAUGACAAUGCAGGUGCAACGCCACAACAGCAGUGCAGAGAUGUUGCCCCAACGAUCGGAUGAUGUUAGCCACUUCAAAACACUGGCCGUUACCACACCGAAGCCCUUCGUUUUUCACGUCGAGCUGCAUCGACCCAAUAAACUGAAUGCAAUUAACAAGCAAAUGUGGCUCGAGAUAAAAGACUGUUUUGAACGGCUGGGCACCAAUCCCGAUUGCCGGGCCAUCGUCAUCUCAGCUGCCGGCAAACAUUUCACCGCCGGCAUUGAUCUUAGCGAUAUGAUGAAGCUGGGCCAGGAACUGGCUGAUGUGGAGGAUGUGGCCCGCAAGGGUGUUGUGCUUGACCGCCUCAUUAAGCUCUAUCAGGACUCUUUAAGCGCUCUGGAGCAUUGCCCUAAGCCUGUGAUAACGGCGGUACAUCAGGCGUGCAUUGGAGCUGGUGUGGAUCUGAUUACCGCCUCCGACAUACGCUUGUGCACACAGGAUGCCUUCUUUCAGGUGAAGGAGGUAGACAUUGGUAUGGCGGCUGAUGUGGGCACUCUCCAGCGGCUACCAAAGGCCAUCGGUAGUCAAUCAUUGGCUCGCGAACUCUGCUACACGGGUCGGCGCUUUGAGGCCGCCGAGGCUGAGCAUUGCGGCCUGGUAAGUCGCGUCUUUCCCGAUAAGGAGUCGCUCCUCAGUGGUGCUCUAGCAUUGGCCGAAAACAUUGCCGGCAAAAGUCCAAUCGCCGUGCAAACCACGAAAAUAAAUAUGGUUUAUUCCUUGGAGCACACCAAUCAGGAGGGUCUCGAUCACAUUCGCACUAUUAAUAAAUUGCACCUGCAAUCGGAGGACUUUGCGCAAGCGGUCGCUGCUCAACUAACCAAGGAUGAGAAACCCGUGUAUGCCAAAUUGUGAUCCUCCCACAGCGUUUGUACCUCUUUUCCUUCUUCCUUCAAAAUAAAGUUUCAAAUAUCCCCGAGCUUAUCCAAAAUUGUAUGCGCUUUUCGACCCCUAAAAUUAUUUAAAAAAAAGAAGCAAAAAUGUGUAAGUUUGUGCACAUUAAGAACAGUAUUUAUAUGA
Scaptodrosophila lebanonensis is the source of this 1218-nucleotide messenger RNA. Its product is annotated as delta(3,5)-Delta(2,4)-dienoyl-CoA isomerase, mitochondrial. The record is from RefSeq and is a predicted model, not a curated record. Gene Ontology annotation, molecular function: delta(3,5)-delta(2,4)-dienoyl-CoA isomerase activity. Bases 106 to 1053 code for a protein of 315 amino acids. Gene Ontology annotation, cellular component: mitochondrion. The transcript is spliced from 4 exons. NCBI's taxonomy places the organism in Eukaryota, Metazoa, Arthropoda, Insecta, Diptera, Drosophilidae.